UUUCAAUCACUAGUAAUGUCAAAAACAACGACUAGCAAGUAUCUAGGUUAUAAAACAAUUGUUUGAAAAUUUUUAAUCGUAUGGCUCUAAUUUUAUAAUAAUUUUUAGAAAACGUAUUGUUUUUUAAAAUGUCUCCAUCGAAAAAUGCUCAAUUUAAGUUUGCUAUUGAUCGUGGUGGUACAUUUACGGAUAUUUAUGCAAAAUGUCCAAAUGGAAAAAUUCGUGUUAUGAAAUUAUUAUCAGUUGAUCCACAAAAUUAUAACGAUGCACCAACGGAAGGAAUCCGGCGAAUUUUAGCAGAAGAAAGUGGAGAAUGUAUGGAUGGAAAUGGUAAAAUAAAUACUUCCAAGAUUGAAUGGAUACGCAUGGGAACGACAGUAGCAACUAACGCUCUGUUAGAGCGCAAAGGAGAACGAAUGGCUUUAAUUAUUAACAAAGGGUUUAAAGAUUUAUUAUUUAUUGGAAAUCAAGCAAGGCCAGAAAUUUUCGCACUGAAUAUUCAAACCCCGGAUAUUUUAUAUGAAAAAGUGAUUGAAGUAAAUUGUCGGGUUGUCCCGGCACAAAAAAAUAAAUGCCUCUUAGAUCAAAAUGUUAAAAAAUGGAGAUGUGUUGAAGCAACCACAAAAGAAGAAAUUUUUAUUAUUGAUGAAUUAAAUAUUGAUGUCGUAACCAGACAAUUGAAAGAAUUAAAAGAAGAAGGUUUCCAAAGUAUUGCAGUUGUUUUAGCUCAUAGUUAUAUGUUUCAUGAUCAUGAAUUAACAAUUGGAGAGAUAGCGAAAAAUUUAGGAUUUUUAAAUGUAUCAUUAAGUCAUCAAGUUAUGCCAAUGAUACGAAUGGUGCCAAGAGGAUUUACAGCCUGCGCGGAUGCAUAUUUAACUCCGCACAUUCAAAAAUAUCUUCAAAGUUUUGCUUCCGGUUUCAAAGAUAACUUAAAAGGUGUAAAUGUUCUUUUUAUGCAGUCCGAUGGCGGUUUAACACCAAUGAAUCAAUUCAAUGGUUCGCGAGCAGUUUUAUCUGGACCUGCAGGAGGUGUUGUAGGCUAUGCUGUUACAACAUACAAUGAAAAUAAUCAACAACCUGUUAUUGGUUUUGAUAUGGGAGGAACUUCUACGGAUGUUAGUCGGUAUGCAGGGACUUAUGAACAUGUUUAUGAAAGUACCACAGCUGGUGUAACUAUACAAAGCCCACAAUUAGAUGUAAAUACUGUCGCUGCUGGAGGAGGCUCUAUGUUAUUUUUUAGAUCUGGUUUGUUUGUGGUUGGACCUGAAUCUGCUGGAGCACAUCCCGGACCCACUUGCUACAAGAAAAACGGUCCUUUAACAGUUACCGAUGCUAAUCUUAUCCUAGGUCGUCUAUUACCACAAUAUUUUCCAAAAAUAUUUGGUCCAAAUGAAAAUGAACCGUUGGAUAAAAAUGCAGCUUUAUUGAAAUUUAAUGAAUUGAUUAACGAAAUCAAUCAAUAUUUGAAAUCAGAAAAUAAAUCAGAAAUGAGCUUAGAAGAAAUCGCAAUGGGCUUUAUUCGUGUGGCAAAUGAAGCAAUGUGUCGCCCAAUUCGUGCGUUAACUCAAGCUAAAGGAUAUGAUACUAGAAAUCAUAUUCUUGCCUGUUUUGGAGGUGCUGGUGGUCAACAUGCUUGUGCUAUUGCAAAAUCUUUGGGAAUGUCUACCGUCUUUGUACAUAAAUAUGCAGGAAUUUUAUCAGCAUAUGGAAUGGCUUUAGCUGAUGUAGUAGAAGAGGCACAAGAACCAUCUGCCUUUAAUUACACAAUCGAAAAUUUUGAAUACUUUAUUAAACGUAUUCAACAUUUAAGCAAUGUGUGCAUUGAAAAAUUAGAGAAACAAGGAUUUACUCGUGAUUUAAUUGUUCUCGAACCUUAUUUACAUUUAAGAUAUGAUGGUACAGAUUGUGCAUUAAUGUGUACUCCCCAAAAACAGGAUCCCAAUUAUGUUCCAGAUUUUAAUGAUUUCAAACAAGUUUUCCUUGAUCGAUAUCAAAAUGAAUUUGGAUUUGUAUUAUCUGAAAGAAAUAUUAUUGUUGAUGAUAUUCGUGUAAGAGGUAUCGGUAAAACUUCAAUAUUAGAUGAAAAUCAGUUAGAAUUGAGCCAAGCAGAACCAGUUAUCGAGCAUACUACAAACAUAUUCUUUGAUACGAAAUAUGAAACAACAAAUGUGUAUUUACUGAAAAAUUUAUGUAGUGGACAAACGAUACAUGGCCCUGCUAUAAUUAUGGAUAAUUUGAGCACAAUAUUAAUUGAACCGAAUUGUACAGCUGUUAUUACAAAAUAUGGAGAUAUUAAAAUUACAAUUGGUAGCGAUAAAACACAAAAAAUUGGCACUGAAUGGGAUUCAAUUCAAUUAAGUAUAUUUAGUCAUCGUUUCAUGAGCAUAGCGGAACAAAUGGGAAGGAUUUUACAAAGGACAUCAAUUUCAACAAAUAUUAAAGAACGUUUGGAUUUUUCAUGUGCAUUAUUUGGGCCCGAUGGAGGUCUUGUCUCAAAUGCUCCUCAUAUACCUGUUCACUUAGGUGCUAUGCAAGAAACUGUUCAAUAUCAAUUACAAGUCUUCGGAAAUGAUGACAGCGAUGGAUUACACAAUGGUGAUGUGAUUUUAAGCAAUCAUCCUAAAGCUGGUGGCUCACAUUUACCAGAUUUAACAGUGAUUACACCAGUAUUUUAUGGAAACAUUGAAAAGCCUGUGUUCUUCGUCGCAAGUCGAGGACAUCAUGCAGAUAUUGGUGGUAUCACACCUGGUUCAAUGCCACCUCAUUCUACAUCAUUAUCACAAGAAGGCGCUAGUUUUAAAAGUUUUAAAAUCGUUGACCGUGGUGUUUUUAAGGAAAAGGAAUUAAUUGAUGAAUUAAUGAAACCUGGUUUAAUUGAGGGAUGUUCUGGAUCCAGAAAUAUUUCCGACAAUAUAUCUGAUUUAAAAGCACAAAUUGCUGCCAAUAAAAAAGGUAUCGCUUUGGUAUGCGAAUUGAUUGAUAUGUAUGGAUUGAAUGUAGUCCAGGCAUAUAUGGAUUAUAUUCAAGAAAAUGCAGAAAUAGCUGUACGAAAUAUGUUACGUGAAAUUGGAAAGAAAACUUAUAGUACAAAUCAAACUACGACAUUACAAGCUAUAGAUUAUCUUGACGAUGGUUCACCGAUUCAGCUGAAAGUUAAUAUAAAUAUUGAAGAGGGUUCAGCAGUGUGUGAUUUCACGGGUUCUGGAUACGAAGUUUGGGGUAAUUGUAAUGCUCCAAAAGCUAUUACUUUAUCAGCACUGAUAUAUUGUUUACGAUGUAUGGUUGGCCAUGAUGUUCCUUUAAAUCAAGGCUGUUUGAAACCAGUUCAAGUAAUAAUUCCAAAAGGUAGUAUAUUAGAUCCAAGUGACGAUGCAGCUGUUGUAGGAGGAAACGUACAAACGUCACAGCGAAUAGUCGAUGUUGUUUUAAAGGCAUUUAAUGUUUGUGCGGCAUCGCAAGGGUGUAUGAACAAUAUAACAUUCGGUGAAGAUACUUGGGGAUAUUAUGAAACUGUUGCUGGAGGCAGUGGUGCAGGUCCAAAUUGGCACGGACGAGGUGGCGUACAUACACACAUGACAAAUACAAGAAUUACAGACGCAGAAAUAUUAGAACGGCGUUAUCCUGUAAUUUUAAAACAUUUCUCACUUCGAGAAAAUUCUGGCGGAAAUGGCCUCUAUAAAGGCGGUGAUGGUGUAGUCCGUGAAUUAAUAUUCCGCCGAAUUAUAACUAUUUCAAUCUUAACAGAACGGCGAGUUUUUCAACCAUAUGGUUUAGAAGGCGGAGAAAAUGGAGAACGUGGAGUUAAUUUACUUUUAAAAGAAAAUGGCAGGAUAGUUAAUUUAGGUCCAAAAAAUGCUAUAACUGCACAACCUGGGGAUACAUUUAGGUUAUUGACUCCGGGUGGAGGUGGUUAUGGAAAAGUUUCAGAUGUGAAACCAUUUACCACAGUUGAAAAAACGAUUGGAAAAGUAUUUACUGAACGAGGAAGUGUUCUUGAAUAUCGCCGAGCACAAGAAUCUGUAUAAAUUUGUUGUUAAUUUUUACUUUAAAAUGUUGUU
Messenger RNA from Chrysoperla carnea, 4058 nucleotides. RefSeq names its product 5-oxoprolinase. NCBI's taxonomy places the organism in Eukaryota, Metazoa, Arthropoda, Insecta, Neuroptera, Chrysopidae. The record is from RefSeq and is a predicted model, not a curated record. Gene Ontology annotation, biological process: glutathione metabolic process. Bases 129 to 4025 code for a protein of 1298 amino acids. Gene Ontology annotation, molecular function: 5-oxoprolinase (ATP-hydrolyzing) activity. The transcript is spliced from 20 exons. Gene Ontology annotation, cellular component: cytosol.